Molecule: messenger RNA, 5402 nt
Organism: Daphnia magna
Lineage: Eukaryota; Metazoa; Arthropoda; Branchiopoda; Diplostraca; Daphniidae
Product: aquaporin-9
Exons: 11
Coding region: 731-2290 (519 amino acids)
Biological process (GO): water transport; glycerol transmembrane transport
Cellular component (GO): basolateral plasma membrane; plasma membrane
Molecular function (GO): water channel activity; glycerol channel activity
Source: RefSeq, a predicted model, not a curated record
AACGAAUCAUUGUGCAUUGUCUAAAAUCAAUGAGCAAAAAUGGGUUUCUGUUUAUCCUGACAUCUAUAAACCGCCCAAAAUGGCCGAUGCCCUCUUGUUCUGAUUUCUGAAGCUAUUUUGUCUUUUCACGGAUUCAAUCAAUGAAGCUUAUAUUAGAAAAUCUUACUGACGAGCUGAUAAUCGAUCUCGAAGAAAACGUGGUAGUUGUAAGACGCCAUCAUGGCUACACAGACAGACGAAGUUCAAUCGAUUUUCGAUAAGGUUGGAAGUUCAUCAAAAGUGGAAGAUACAGUUUCUUUUUCCUCUCGACGAGGUAGCCGGUCAGCUCGUGCGUUGAAAUUUUAUGUAGGAAAUUCACGUUCAAAAUGCACAAAAGAGAGGCUACAGAAAUUUAGAAAAGAAACCAGUUGCUAAUGACAAAGAAACUACUGUACUUGAUGGAAAAGUUGACAUCUUUCCAGAAAAUCAGCAAAAGGAUACUGACGUACAGGCUGAUAGUAAUAAAGGCAGGGGAGUUGAUGCUUUUAUUCCUGUAGAGAAUGAGGAAGCAAAACUGUCACCUAAAGCUAACCAGGCACCAUCAAGACGUCCAUUAAGAAAACAAUCUCUACCAGAAGUAGAUGAACGAUUGAAAGAGGAAAAACAUUCCACCCACCAAAAUUUAAACCAUGUAAAAGAAAAUAUUUCAACUAUUGAUGCAAAGGCUGCAGAAGCAGGAUUGUCUGAGCAAAUGAAUCAAGAACCAGAAAAGUUGUUAAAUGAUAUCUUAUCCCAUCCUAGUAAACAAAAGCGAAGAAUUGCUAAAUAUACCCCAACGAAAAACACCAAAAUAUCCGAAGUACGACCCAGGCGAUCCAAACAGCAGCCGCGAUUGGAUAACAACCCUGUUAAUCGUGUGGAAAACUCGCCAGAUGAUUCAAAGAAUUUUGUAGAUGUCAAAGAAAUUAUGAAAGACAUGUCAAAGUUGUUGCCUCAUAUCGUUCUGCAACGAGUUCCCUUCCCCCGUGUUGCUGCUCCAUCGCAACUCCAGCUUGCCGAACAACAGGAAUCUUCCGCAAAUCACGAUAAAGAAGAACAAUCUAGAUCCGAAACCGCAUCAUCAUCAUUAGAAGAAGGCGGUAGUCGUUCGGCCGAGUUAGGCUCUCUUCAUCCGAUCGAGGAGAACUGUUUGAUAUUAGACGUGUUCUUAUCUGGGGAUAAAAAAGAAGACGAUGCAAAAUUAAAGAGUACUGUAAUAGUUCAGUCCGCAACCGAUCCAGAAGUCGUACCUGAAGAGUCUAUAUCCAAAGAGAAAAGCUGCAUAUCUGAAAAUAUUGAAAAUUCUGUAGCUGCAGAUGGUCCCGCUGUUAUUUUAGAUGUCAACCUCGAUAUUUGCGUCGAAGGUGGAGGUCAUGUUGGGCUUAACGACGUCAAAAUUACCGGCCAAAAGAGAUCUGUAUCUAGCCAAGAAGUAAAAAAAUCGCCUGAAGUUAAACCAUUGAGAGGUCGUCUUGGUCGUACACCUAAAGCAAUGGCUGUUGAACCGGUAAAAACUCGUGGAAGAAUUGUAAAUUCAAGAAGGAAACUUGCUGAACCUUCGUUGGACCCGUUUCCAUCACGGAAUAGCACAGACGUAACCGAGAAACCUGAGGCUAUCCAAAGUCUUGGUGUCACAGCCAAAGAGAAAGUUGUACACGAAAAUGUCCAGGUCAUCUCCGAAAAAAAAGGAUCUCUUGCCGAAGAGCAAAAAUUUGCAAUUAAUUCUGUUGUUGGAUUGCCUGAUAAUAUGGAGAUAGUCAAAGAAAAUGAUGCUGAUGCUGUUAGUAGCAUUACCAGCCAAGAAGAAAUCAAAAUUGUAGAUCUGGAAGAAGCUGCUUCAAAUGAAGAAGUUAAUUUGCUUACAGGAGUGAAACCAUCUAAAAUUCUCCGUGGACGUAGAGGCCGGGAACCCACUACGGGAAAAAUUAAAGAUGCGUCCGGACAAUCUUCCGAUGCUGAAACGACCAAUUCCAGUGUGGUUGCCCAUCAAACAAGUAUGGAGAAAUCUCUAACGUCAACAGCAAACACUUCACUGUGCACCGAGAAGGCGACGUCAUCCUCUGAGAUUCGAAUGACUUUAAAUUCGUUCGUACAAAUGACACGUGUUCCCGAGGUUGAAGCUCUAGCUGCUGCAAUGAAGCUGAAUGGAAGCAAAACAAGCGUGAAACGUCCCAGGCGCUAUAUGACUGAUCCUUCGCCUGAAGUUGAAUUAUCGGCAGAAUCCGCUGCCAUUGGUCUCAAACGUGUUCGAAAGAAAAAGAAAUUUUUUUAAAAAGGUCAAUGUUUCAUUCCGUAACGUUUACGAGUCGAGUACUAGAUAACUGACGAGAUCGACGUCCACUUCCAGAAAGCCCAUUCCCGCGUCAGCAUUUCAAUUGACUCAAACUGAAUCAAUUGUGAUCGUCUUCUAUGGCCUUUUCCCAUCCAUCGGUCGCCAUCCCAAGGUCAGGACCUGCCCCCUUCCCACAACGAAAACUGAAACCCUCCCCCCUCCUAGAGGGAGCCACAAAUUUGCUCUCAUCAAGUCACCACAUUCAUUGUGACCGACAUCCAAGCUGGCUGUGGCAUGUCGUUUCUGCAUCGCUCUCUGCUUUAACUUACUGGUUUAAGAGUUUAUUGCAAAAGUUUUCAGCCGUAUUCGGCUACAACAGUUAAGUGUUGAAAUCCGGUGAUGUAUCAAGUGUUACUUGAGGUGCUGAACAAUCUAUUGACUAUCUUUUAUUCAUCCAGUUCAGCAAUCAGCACUUACUUAAUUUUUGAAAAGAGAGAAAGAACAGCAACGGCAAAACGAUCAGCUGAUUGUCAUUUGGCGGGAAUGCAGCAGCCCCACCUAAUCGCCCAUGGUGUUCCAGUUAAUUUGUGGAUGGCUGGGCUGCGUUUGAAUGGAAUUAAAGGCGACAGAAGUUCUCUGCUCCAUUCCAGUUGUUUUUGCCAGCCGCUUACCCGAGCUGGAAAGAGAAAACUGGUCAUGAAGAGGAGAGUCGUACAGAUGCUUGGACGGAUAACUGGGCCGGCGAGAACGCAAGUCUGCAGCGAACGAGUUCGACGUCCCUCUGUGCAAAUGUUGAUGGAAACCAGUUAGGCCCUAUGCUGUGUAGUCACACUGCAUGUUUGUGAACGAGUGAGCUGCAUCGCACUUGUCUUAAUUGGAACAGGUUAUGUAUUAAUUAAAGCGAUGUCGACCCGAUGUGCUGGUCUAGUUGUGCAGGUGUUGGCAAGCCAAGCCAACAGAAUUAGUCGACUCGUUAUGGCUCUACCAUAGUAAAUGGUAUUAUGUUGAUACUUCAUUUAAAAAAAAAAGAAAACUUACACGGAGAGGAUAAAAAUAAAGAAUAGUAAUUAUUUUGACAAAUAUUAUGGGAUUUAAAAUGAAUUAAACAAAUACGUUUAGCCAUUUAACCGUUCAAUGAGUAAACUUGAAAUGUGUUCCCUUGUUUUGGUUCAAAUUGUCAAAAUGGCAAUAGAAGAGAAAUGUGACGAGAAGAAAAACAAACAAUGGCAACGUCAUUGCACACCCCUCUUCCUUUCUUCAAGUUGAUCGCCAUUUAAGAUGUCGCUCUUUUGUGCGAACGUCCCAGAAACGAGGCUCUGUCUCUAGUCUUAAUUUAAAUUAUUUAAUUUGAUUGAGAGAAAUUUAAUUAAUUUCGUUUUAUUGCAAAAGUGGGAUCAUUAAUUAUUGGUUUCGUUGAACAAUUAUUUUAAUUUAAUAGUUAACAUGUCGGGAAGUGAACAGACUGCCAAUUACUUGAUGUAACACGCCAUCCAUUGUAGAAUGAAAUGGGAUAACCGUUCAUGUACAUGAAGAUACCGCAAUAAAGUCUGGAUGUGGAUCCGGCCGGAAAGUAGGCCAUUCCGGUGAAAGAGAAAAAAUAUUUGCCUGCAGAUGGCGCCGUGAAUUUGCCAGUCGUCUUAUUGUAACCGCCUCCCACGUUCAAUCUCUCGAAUCGGAAUGGAAUCGGAACGUACGUUUGGUUAAAGUGGCUGUCCAGUUGGACGUAGAAAUACGUUGGCGAUGACUUGACGUCUGCAAAUCCGAUCCACUUCUGAAAUCCUGUCAGGCAGUUAAUUGCUUCAAUCCUGCUUCAAAAGUAUUUGCGACCAACUUGAAAUUCUUCCGCUCGAUUGUUCUAUAGAGUCUGGCGAAUCGAAUGCACUGGCAACAAGAAGGUCGAUGGAACUCAACCGCCGAAUGACGUCCUGUCAAACGAAGAUUUCGUUGCGAGCAUCGCCACGCUCAUUCGGAUUUAUGGCAGGCGGGAAUUCAUGAGAUUUGACGCGCGUACAAAUUGAACCCGUAAAUCGAUUAGAAAGGGAAAACCGUUGCCCAAGAUAAUUCGUUUUCUUGGGACGUUUAGACGAAUAGGAAUGGAAUGGCGAGAAGAAACGAAAGCGAAAUCGCACAUCACGGUGGUGUGUAUUCAACGUGGACUUGCUUGACGUGUCGAACCUUUCCGAUGACGCCUCGAAUUCAGCCGCACAUCCGCAACAGCAAUUGAAUAUACGUUUAGGAACACUGGUCCGAUCGGGGGUUUUGCCCCGAACUGUGUUUGGCCAAAUGGCGAGCAGCAAGUAACACAAUCACCGCACUUUUUUCAAAUCAAAAUGUCGUGUCUCAUUACCAUAUUUCUCAAAUUAACGUGUGGUUAUGUUCCUCCACUUUAGUGUGAUUUUCUAGAAAAAAAAAUUCAGAAAAAUGGCAAUCGGAUGCGGGGCGGGUAAAUUUGCCUUCGAAUCACGUUUUUUUUAAAUGGGAGCUACGGCAGCUUUUAAAUUCAGAGCCAAUCGUUGAAUUGAGUUUCCAUUCGGAUUGUUGUUGGCCUUUCAACGGUCGAUGGCGUCGUUUGUUGGUGCGUUUGAAGGAAUUGACGUGGUGGCGGGAUGAUCUUGCGUUUCCUUUCGUUUGACUUCCGGGCAUGUUGCGUGUGUUUUUGUGUGCGGCUCGAGCCCCAAGGGUAGGGCACGAACGAGAGAGACAAAUGUGAUGAGAAACAGAUUGUAGUUCCAUCCGUCGGGCAGCUGAGUAGACACGGCGCAGGCCAGCACCAGCACGAUGGCCACCAUUACCUGUUUCAAUGAAGUAAUAGAACCUUCCUUUGAUGCCAUUAUUUCGAAAAGAAUCGGUUAUGUGUUAGUAUAGGAGGAUUUAGGGGGUGGGGGAGUGAUGAAUUAGCCAAUAACUUACCAAAACCUUCAUUUUUCUUUGUGUGUGUGUGUGUGUGUGUGUGUCAAUGUGCGGUUGGCCAGUGUUAUCGAAUUGAAUUCCUCUUGUUAACUAACGAAAGUCCAGGAAAAGCAGUCUCUCUUUAUAUACAUGUGCCUUUGCUUUGUUGUCUUGCUCAUCCUUGGGAACGUGCAGUGUUUACCGUUACAUGACCAGAGCUCUC